Podospora anserina S mat+ is the source of this 1458-nucleotide messenger RNA. RefSeq lists its product as uncharacterized. The record is from RefSeq and is a predicted model, not a curated record. The transcript has 2 exons. Lineage: Eukaryota; Fungi; Ascomycota; Sordariomycetes; Sordariales; Podosporaceae. Bases 1 to 1458 code for a protein of 485 amino acids.
AUGACGGCCAUCCUCCUCCAAUGUGCCCUCGCCGCUGCACAAGACGCUCGUUUCGACUCGGAGGCUUCUGCAAUACAACAAAAUCAUAGGGCGACUCACGGCGACGACCCUUUAAUAGCCUGUUCGUCCUGCUACGGCAGCCUCUUGGACCUCUACAAGGCCAGGUAUUUCAACUGUCCUCCGGCAGACUUGCUGAAAGACCCGUCACUCUCAUCCCAAGGCGAAUGGUUCACAUCCGCCCCCCCAUCUUUUCUUGAAAAGCUGGCAGAUCUUAUCGAAAAGGCAAAGCAGUAUCAGAUCCAUCCAGGCCUUCUUGACGAACAUGUAAAGAAACAAAAAGAGCGAUGGUAUGCCGACAGCCUGACGACGCUGAGAUUGAGAUCCAUGGGGCAAGACGAGGACAAGGCAGCCAUCGCCGAACAACUAGAAAGGUUCACCGCAGGAUCGGCACCAAUCGAGGAGCUCAUGACUGCUGUAUCGACAUCGUUGAAGAAGUUGUCAGGCAGCGAAAAUCCGCCAAUAGAUGAUUUGUCCAAAAGACUUCUUGCAGCCACAAAUCACACUGAGAGGAUAGAGGUGCUCAAGGAAGCCCUCUUUGCGACACCAUCACAACCGACUGACGGUAGCCCGAGUGGCGAGGUGCCCGAGGUCCACGCAAAAUACUACAACAUGCUCGCACAAGAGAAUGCCAGCAUGGAGCAAGUCAAGGACGCAAUCUUGAGUGAUCACCAAAGAUUGUCUAGCGCCCAGGACGAGAUCAAAAAGGUCGAGGCAAGGCUGGCGGAGCUGAGGAGAGGGCAGGCUGCCUACGAGCUGGAGAAGGCCAAAAAGGCAGAAAACAAGAAACGGCUUGCCGAGCAGCAGAGGAGCGUGAUACCUGACGGGCUGACGAACUUGCCACCAUGCUCGGUGUGCCGGAAUCCCGUCAACCCUUCGAGCUUCAGACUUUGCACCGUCUGCGCGCUCCUUUCUGGGUACGAGCUCGAGGGCGCAGAGAUGACUGUCUAUUGUGGCUUUGAGUGCGAACACGAAGGAUAUGUAAGUCUGCCUUUUCCCCCUGGCUGUCUGCUCUCGUCUUGGAAGAUACUGAUGCUGUUUUCCCCAUCAGAGAAAUCAUCUCAAGGCUCACAGUUGUUCCGCCGGUCCUACAUGUGUUCACGCUCGUACACUAAGAUGUCGGACGUUCUUGCCACUCCGGCAGACGUCCGAUUCUGCAAGGAAUGUGUUGUCAAUCUGAAGAAGCCCACAGCGUGGUGUUCUCCGGCCUGCGUUCGUGCUCACUAUGCGCAACAUCAUGGGAAAGUCCACGUCGGAGGAGCCGCCGACGGCGAUGAUCGGAUGGAUACCAAUGGGGGGCUGGAAGGCGUUGAUUUCGACAGCCAGCAUUACACCAUUUCUCUGGCGGACGCGGUUAAGGAAUGGGAAGCCAGGAAUGGGGGGGUGCGGUUGGAAGAGUAA